Drosophila kikkawai is the source of this 626-nucleotide messenger RNA. It is a transcript of the gene Rrp47, whose product is annotated as Ribosomal RNA processing 47. Gene Ontology annotation, molecular function: RNA binding; DNA binding. Gene Ontology annotation, cellular component: nucleolus; exosome (RNase complex). Gene Ontology annotation, biological process: maturation of 5.8S rRNA; regulation of gene expression. NCBI's taxonomy places the organism in Eukaryota, Metazoa, Arthropoda, Insecta, Diptera, Drosophilidae. The record is from RefSeq and is a predicted model, not a curated record.
GGGCCAAAAGUACCAGAUCCAUGUCCACCUCUACUAUCCGUUCUUUCCAACACUGGCACUAAUAAAUGAAAAAACUAUAUUUAAUAAAAACAGCAAGAUGACUCAAGGCAACAACACCCAUCAGCUGGAUGAGGCUCUCCAAGAAGACAGCAAUCUGCAGAACGUUUUGAAAAACUUCGAAUCCACAAUUGCCGUUCUGGAAGCCGACUUGGAAAAGGCGCUUGCUUUGCAGAAUGGUCGCUCCUUAUCCCUGGACGAUCAGAUUAAGCUGGACACCUAUCUGACCUAUUUAAACAGCACUCUGUUUUGGAUCAACCUGAAGCUGCAGGGCGUGGAUACCUCCAAGCAUGCUGUCGUCCACGAUCUGGGACGUGCCAAGGAAAUGCUGGCCCGCGAUAAGGAGAUAAACGCUGCCCUGGCUGCCCCACGUUUGGAUGUCCGUGCCGCCAAGAGAUUUAUUGCAGCCGGCAUGCACACGCGGUUUGUUGACAUGGACGGCGUUAUGGUCACGGAAGAUCAGUAUAAGCGCAGUCUGGCCGAGAGUGGGAAGGGAGACAACUGACAAGGACUGUGUUUGAUCAUCCUCUAAGAGUACAAAAUAAACUAGAUAAGAUUUUGCCUUAAAA